AUGCAUUCUGGCGAGAAGCCAUUCCAAUGCGACUUUUGUAAGAAGAGAUUCACUCAAAAGAGUGUUUUAAUUAAGCACCAAAGAAUACACACUGGAGAGAUGCCUUAUACCUGCGAUAUUUGUGACAAAAAAUUCGCCAGACGCUUCACUCUACUAAACCAUAAGAAAGUUCACAGCACAGUCAAACCGUACUCCUGCCAAUAUUGCCCUAAAACCUUUACUCAGCGUAGCGCUAUGAUGAUCCAUGAAAGAAAUCACACUGGAGAAAAACCUUUUUCCUGUAAUAUUUGCCAUAAACAAUUUACGAGCAACAGCACUUUGACAAAUCAUAAUAAAAUUCAUAAUGGCAUCAAACCGUUUUUGUGUGAGAUUUGUAAUAAGCAAUUUACUACUAGUAGUAAUCUCUAUAGCCAUAUGAGAAUACACAGAGGUGAUAAGAGGCAUACCUGUGAAGUGUGCCAGAAGAAAUUUUACACUAAUAGCAGUUUGACGAAGCAUAAGCGGGUUCAUACUGAUAAGGUAUGUAAAGUGGAAGUAAUACCAGAAGACCCGAGCAAACCAUUCGCCUGCAAUAUAUGCCGGCGGCGCUUCGCUAACGUUUACCUGUUGGAGCGACACGCGCGCGGUCACAGUGGAGAGAAACCGUACGAGUGCGACGAGUGUCAUAAGAGGUUCGCGCUCAGCGGUGACUUGAACAGGCAUCGGCGGUCGCACAGCGGCGAGAAGCGCUACUCCUGCGACAUAUGCAACAAGCAGUUCACCAGGAGCGGCACGCUGAAGCACCAUCAGAGGUUACAUGAAGCAUCCGCUGGACCCACGUGAACUACACUGGGGAUCCCAAACUGCGCCGUAGACAGUAAAGAGGGACGCCGUCAGGCAAUCCUCUUCACCGUGUUAUCCCCAUAUAACAAAAAAAAAUGAAAUGUAUCAAGCAGGGAUCGGAACCGGUUUUUUGGAAAAACUUUGAAAUAAACAUAUAUUUCGGUUUAUUUUAUACUCUAAAUAUAGGACUCGGUUGUGUUUUUAGAUAACGACUUCGUAUUAUUAGAUUGCCCAAUUAGAAAGGAAAUAAUUAACAAAGAACGAAAAAAUACCCCUUUCGUUCCCAUACAAAAAAUAUUGGUUUCCGAUCCCUGGCCUCAAGGGCCAUUUCACAAGCCAAUACAAUAUUUAGAGUUACGUCAUAUAGUGACAUGAAAACAUAACAACAUUUAUAAAUUUGGAGACCGAUCUGGCCUAGUGGGUAGUGACCCUGCCUACGAAGCUGAUGGUCCCGUGUUCAAAUCUUGGUAAGGGCAUUUAUUCGUGUGAUGAGCAUGGAUAUUUGUUCCUGAGUCAUGGGUGUUUUCUAUGUAUUUAAGUAUUUAUAAAUAUUUAUAUAUUAUAUAUAUCGUUGUCUAAGUACCCUCAACACAAGCCUUAUUGAGCUUACUGUGGGACUUAGUCAAUUUGUGUAAUAAUGUCAUAUAAUAUUUAUUUAUUAAAUACAACUGCCAAUACCUGGGUAUACAUGGGUUACAUUAUAAUAAUCUUAAAAUAAAUAAAUAAAUAGGUGCUAUUCUUUUUUUAGCAAUAGAAAAAGGGUAAACAAUCAAUAACAAGGGUAAAUAAUGCUUUUAAAAGAUUGUUCCUAGUACUUAUGAAACCAAAAGAAUCGCCUUUGUACUGCACAAUUAUGUUCUAUGUAAUGUAAUCAAUAUUUCUUUUUUCUGGUACAAUAAAGUGUUUGCUUAUUUACCAAAGGAAUGUAAAUUAACAUAUAUGUAUGCUAUAUAAUUGUUACAUAUUUGCUGUGCCUUAUUUUUCUUAGGUGUUUUCCAAUAAAAAGACAUGCCAAAAUUGAUGCUGCAUGUAAUUAAAUUGUUUGUUUGUAAUUUAAUUACAUGAGAAGUCGGAUCAAUUACAUACAAUUUAAUUUGCUAUAUAAUUUGUUAUUGCAAUUACAUUUAUUGGUAAUUAAGUUACUCAAUCACUUUAUGUAUUUUUUUUAAAUUUACCAAGAUGAACUUGGCUUGGAGUGUAUAUAAAAAAAAACUCUUAUUAUUAUUUUACUAUACAUGUUACACUAGUGUCUGUCCGCGACAUUGAGUAUGUCCAUCUUUGCACCUUAAACCAUCUCCAUACCAAACGCCAUCUAAAUCGGUUCAGCGGUUUAAGCGUGAAGAAGGAACAGACAAACAGAAUUAUUUUCGAAUUUAUAAUAUUAGUAGGGAUUUAUAAAAUUUGUUUAUACAUAUUAAUGUUAUUUGUGUAUAUGAAUCUGUAAAUAAAAUGAAGGUACAAGAAAGAAUAAGGAUACCGGAUCAUUAA
Messenger RNA from Cydia pomonella (codling moth), 2310 nucleotides. RefSeq names its product gastrula zinc finger protein XlCGF49.1-like. The record is from RefSeq and is a predicted model, not a curated record. Lineage: Eukaryota; Metazoa; Arthropoda; Insecta; Lepidoptera; Tortricidae. The transcript is spliced from 3 exons. Gene Ontology annotation, biological process: regulation of immune system process; negative regulation of transcription by RNA polymerase II; regulation of cytokine production. Bases 1 to 822 code for a protein of 273 amino acids.